AACGGUUUCAUUCUGCUUCAAAAAUCAAAGCCAACUGCAAACUCGUUCUUUUAUUGUUCUUCUUCUUCUUUCUAUUGAGUAUGGAAGACCAGGGUGGUGGUGGUGGCACGAAACAAAUGAAUAAUGCGUACGUGGACACGUCGAAAGCGGAGAAAGCGGUGUGGUUGAUGAAGUGUCCUCCCCUCGUCUCUCGCUGCCUCUGCGCCCCUCCCUCCGACCCCUCUCGCCUCGUCGCCAAGGUCGUUGUCUCGAUCGACCCUCUCAACUCCAACGAUGACGAUUCUCCUACUAAGUUUACAAUGGAGUUGGCUGGAGCUGAAGUUGGACAUAUACCUAAAUGCUAUGUUAUGGAUAUGUUUAAAGACUUCAUUCCCAUGUAUGUGUUUUCAUACACACCGCAAGGAAAGAUCUCUGUGGAGGGAAAAAUAUUGAAUAGGUUUGACAUGAGGCCCCAUAAUCAAAACCUUGAACUCUAUGGGAAACUGUACCGGGAAAGGACAAACAAGUAUACGGUCAAAAGUAGACAAAUUCAGGUUAUUGACAAUGAUAGUGGGGCACACAUGAGGCCAAUGCCAGGGAUGAUCAGUUUUUCAACUUCUGGCCCCCCUGAAAAGAAGAAAACUCCUGCUAAAGCAACCGAUACAAAGAGAACAAGAAGAGAUCGUGGGGAGAUGGAAGAGAUUGUGUUUAAGCUAUUUGAACGACAGUCUAAUUGGAGUUUACGAAACCUCAUACAAGAAACCGACCAACCUGAACAAUUUUUGAAAGAUAUACUAAAAGACCUUUGUGUCUACAACAACAAAGGAACUAAUCAAGGCACGUAUGAACUAAAGCCUGAAUACAGAAAAUUUGGAGAUUAAGCGACCUUCAAGUAGGUUUUAUUUGUGCUCAUCCAUUUGUUAACCUCAUUCAAAUGGUAUGUAGCUUACUCAUUUCAGUUUCAUCAUUAUGUUCAAGUUGCAAAUAAAGUAGUAUGCAUCUUGUUACAGCCUUUUCUGAUUCUUCUGCACGUUUUAUUUGCAGAUUUUGCUACAUUACAAUUUAUUUGUGUUCCUUGGUUCGAAAGCAGAACUAAAUUAAUUUUUGAACAAUUUACGGUGUUAUUGCAAAAUUAACAAAAAUUACAAUGUGAAAUUGCUCCGAAACUAGCAAAUGGCACGAGAGGUUGAAUUGUGUUGUGUUAAAUUUCCUAAACUCUUUUUGAAACAUAAAUAAGUUUAUUCAACUUUGGAUGCUUGUAAGUCAUUGGAUGCAUUUCUACUACUUCAAAGGUUAUUGAUGUUUAUAGUUAAUAAAUUUACGCAACUUUGGAUACAUGCAAGUCAUUGGAUGCAUUUCUACUAUUGCAAAGGUGGUAGAUGUUUUUAGUCAUUAUAUUCCCUUGUAGCGCUCAUUUUUUGUGCAGUUCGUUGUUUUCUUCUGUUUUGCUUAAAGUUAAGUUCAUUGUUUUCUUCUGUUCUAUUCAUGAUUGAUUCUCAUGUUCUCUUUUUUGGUAAGAAAAUGUUCUUUCCACUAAUCUUACUACACAUUUUCAUAUGUC
This is a messenger RNA of Vigna unguiculata (cowpea), 1540 nucleotides long. RefSeq lists its product as uncharacterized. NCBI's taxonomy places the organism in Eukaryota, Viridiplantae, Streptophyta, Magnoliopsida, Fabales, Fabaceae. Gene Ontology annotation, biological process: transcription by RNA polymerase II; transcription initiation at RNA polymerase II promoter. The record is from RefSeq and is a predicted model, not a curated record. Gene Ontology annotation, cellular component: transcription factor TFIIF complex.